CUUUCCAUUGAAAUUGGAACAGAAGUUAAGAACCAAAAUAAAAUGUUAUCAGAAAUGGAUAACGAUUUUGACUCUGCGGGUGGACUUCUGGGUGCAACAAUGGGCAGACUGAGAGCACUCUCCAGAGGAAGCCAGACAAAGCUGUUAUGCUACAUGAUGCUCUUUGCAUUGUUUGUUUUUUUUGUAGUAUACUGGAUUAUUAAACUAAGGUGA
Messenger RNA from Eurypyga helias (sunbittern), 213 nucleotides. It is a transcript of the gene BET1, whose product is annotated as Bet1 golgi vesicular membrane trafficking protein. The transcript has 2 exons. The record is from RefSeq and is a predicted model, not a curated record. NCBI's taxonomy places the organism in Eukaryota, Metazoa, Chordata, Aves, Eurypygiformes, Eurypygidae. Gene Ontology annotation, molecular function: SNAP receptor activity. Gene Ontology annotation, biological process: endoplasmic reticulum to Golgi vesicle-mediated transport; vesicle fusion with Golgi apparatus. The annotation marks the transcript as partial. Gene Ontology annotation, cellular component: SNARE complex; Golgi trans cisterna.